Closterium sp. NIES-67 is the source of this 1920-nucleotide messenger RNA. The record is from the annotation of a GenBank genome assembly. NCBI's taxonomy places the organism in Eukaryota, Viridiplantae, Streptophyta, Zygnematophyceae, Desmidiales, Closteriaceae.
CACCAUCAAUAUGUAUGUGAUUGCUGUGCCCAUUCACACAUUCAAUCCACUCACGCAUGCGCUUCUGAGUUCUCGCCACUUAGAUCCAGACUGUGAUAGGCUUUUGCCACGCUUUAGCACUUGGGAGCCGCUACAACGAAUCUAUCUGUGUGGCGCUUCCGGUAACUCGUAGGUAGACCAGAGCAUGCAGAACGUUACUGCUGACAUGGGCUGAUGACAGCGAGCGAGCGUCGAUCGCACGAUGUCACAUCACUCGUUUCGCACGGCCGUGUCCGUGGGACGGUUGAGACUGCUGGCGAUAUCGCUCAUAGUCGUCGCCGUGUCGCUGACCUUCCUCCUUCAGAGCGUGUAUGUGGAGAACCUCUUCAUCCCAGACCGAGGUCAGACGAAAGCAGACCAAGCGCCCAUCACUGUGGUCGUCCUCGACAGCAGCCAGGCCUCCGAGGCGCCCUUCCCCUUCCUCUCCGCCUUCUCCUCCUCCUUCCAGAAGCCCACGUGGCGCUCCCGCCCAAUCACCGCGCAGCAGCAGCAGCAGCGGCACUACCACGAGCAGCAGCAGCAGGGGCGGUGGCGAUCCGAGGCCCCGGGCGUCUUUGACAUUGUAGCGCAUGGCGCUGUGGGGGAUGCAGUGACGGACGAUUCAGAUGCGCUGACAGCAGCUAUGCAUGCGGCGUGCGGGCAUGCGGUGGAGCGGGGAGUGGUGGCGACGGUGCUCGUGCCGUGGGGUGGCUGCUACGCCGUGCAGCCCAUCACGAUGCAGGGGCCAUGUGGGCCUGGCAUGAAACUCCAGAUUGACGGUGUUCUGGUUGGCCCCUCGGACCCCGCGGCCUACCCCUUCCCCGACUACACCAGCACCUACUUCCCCUACACCAGCGGCUUUCUCUCCUUCAAAAACUUCUCCGGCCUCGUGAUCUCAGGCGGGGGCAGAAUCGAGGGGCAGGGGUGGGAGUUCUGGAGCGCCUUCAGGAACUACACUCUGCAGAAGACCAUCCCCAUCAGACCGUUUGCGAUCCGGCUGAUGCACUGCAACAACACGAGGGUUGAAGGGAUCUCUAUUUGGAACUCUCCCAUGUACCAUCUCUUCGCGUAUGCAUGCGAUGGGCUGCACGUACGGCGGUACAAGACCAACUCGCCCAGCAGGAGUCCUAACACGGACAGCCUCAAGUUGGUGGGAAUCAAGAACGCUCUCAUCGAAGAUUGCUUUCUGCAUGGAGGUGAUGAUGAUGUGUCGGUUGUGGCAGUAGGAGAGCUGGUGGCGUGCAACAUUACUGUGAGGAAUCUGGAAGCCACAGCAGGUCACGGGAUAAGCAUCGGGAGUGUUGGAUGGGACGGCAAUAUUGGGUGCGUGGCUAAGGUGCGGGUGAUAAACGUGACGCUCAUCAACCUCACCAAUGGCAUCCGCAUCAAGACAUGGCAAGGAGGCCUUGGGGUUGUCAGGGACGUUCUGUAUGAGAACAUUCACAUGAAGAACACCAGCAAGGCCAUCAUGCUGAAUCAGUUCUAUUGUGACAAGCACCAGAACUGGACUUGUGGUGGCCAUGUCAACAAUGUGGCGUUGCACAACAUCUGGUACAGGAACAUAUCAGCAGUCGUCCGUGACAAGUAUGGUAUCUUCAUGCACUGCAGCGAUACUGUGCCCUGCACAGGCAUUCACCUUCAGCAGGUCAACGUCCAGUCGCAGUAUCCCGCCAGGGUGCUUACACCUGUCUUCGAGAAUGUGCUGGUUAGUGCAACUGAUGACGUGUGGCCUGCACCUGUGGGGUCAAGUUUUGAUCAAUGGGGGAUGGCAUUCCCAACAUCAGAACAGGCUGCCUUGAUCCAGAAUGUGUCGUCUUACUGUAACCCAUGCACGUGAUCCUGGCUAGGAAAAGGCUUCGUGUAGCUCUGCUGGAACUUGGAACCAAGAUGUUGUCUUCAGAA